Messenger RNA from Pseudopipra pipra, 5715 nucleotides. Its product is annotated as diacylglycerol kinase beta-like. Gene Ontology annotation, molecular function: ATP-dependent diacylglycerol kinase activity; calcium ion binding. Gene Ontology annotation, cellular component: plasma membrane. The record is from RefSeq and is a predicted model, not a curated record. Lineage: Eukaryota; Metazoa; Chordata; Aves; Passeriformes; Pipridae. The transcript is spliced from 25 exons. The coding region runs from base 325 to 2952 and encodes 875 amino acids. Gene Ontology annotation, biological process: lipid phosphorylation; diacylglycerol metabolic process; intracellular signal transduction.
CGGGCACCGCCAGCCCCGCACCCGCCGGGCUGCCCAGCGCUCCCGGGCACCGCCAGCCCCGCAGCCGCAGCCGCCGGAGCGCCCCGGCCGGUCCCGCCGAUGGCACCGCGCUGCCGCCGCCAAGGAGGAAGGUGCUGACCAGGUGCCCUGAAGCUCUGGGGUUCACUGCCCACAGGCUCAGCAGGAUGAUGCCAGCAGUCCAAGAGCCUCCCACGCUCCUCGCAGUGCCAGUGUGACCGGGUGGACGGCGGGGACCUGUGGCACUGAGCCUGGCACGACAGCACAGCAGCUGGUGGCCCUCGCCACGGGCCCUGCUGCCCAAAGAUGAGUGAUGGCAUGUGGAUCUCGCUCAGCCCCACCGAGUUUGCCCAGCUCCAGCAGUACACAGACUACUCCACUAAGAAGCUCAAGGAUGUCCUGGAGGAGUUCCAUGGGGACGGCGUCCUCUCGAGGUACAACCCCGAACAGCCCAUCGACUACGAGGGUUUCCGCCUCUUCAUGAAGACCUACCUGGAGGCAGAUGUGCCUGAGGAGCUCUGCCAACACCUCUUCACCUCCUUCAAGCGUAAGAUAUGCCAAGCCUCCCCCGAGACCCAGCGCCAGAGCCCCGGUGUCUCGCAGCACAGCACCCUCGGGAUCAAUGGGAAAAUGCUUCGAAGUGCCCUGGGACGACACACUCCUGAGCCCAAGAGCUGCCACAGCAACGUGGCUGAGCUGCAGCCAGUAUCCCUCACCCCAGCAUCGAUCCCCAGUGCCUCCCCCAGCUGGUCUAGAUCAUCCUCCCAGAAGUCCACCACCGGCACCGCUUCUGCUCACAACUCCUCAGGCUCUUCAAGGAUCUCCUCCGUGUCUCUGCUCAGCCCUCAGUCACCAGGCACGAGGAGCGUGGAGAAGAGGUUACCCUUCAGCCUGCGGAAGAGCCCCAGCUCCCUGAAAGCCCCCCCUGCUCCACCCCCCACCGCCCUGGCCCAGGUGGUCCACCUGAAGGACAUUGUCUGCUACCUGUCGCUGCUGGAGAGGGGACGAGCAGAGGACAAGCUGGAGUUUAUGUUUCGCCUCUACGAUACUGAUGGGAACGGCCUCCUGGACAGCUCGGAGCUGGAUCGUAUCAUCAACCAGAUGGUGCACGUGGCUGAGUACCUGGAGUGGGACUCCACUGAGCUGAAGCCCAUCUUGAAGGCGAUGAUGGAGGAGAUAGAUUAUGAUCACGAUGGGACUGUGACGCUGGAGGAAUGGAUCCGGGGUGGCAUGACCACCAUCCCCUUGCUGGUCCUCCUGGGGAUGGAGACGAAUGUGAAGGAUGAUGGGCAGCAUGCCUGGAGGCUGAAGCACUUCAAGAAACCCGCCUACUGCAACUUCUGCCGCACCAUGCUGCUGGGGGUCCGCAAGCAGGGCCUCUGCUGCUCCUUCUGCAAGUAUACAGUCCAUGAAAGGUGUGUGUCCAAAGAGAUUGCCUCCUGCAUCAGUACCUACGUUAAAUCCAAGAGAAACACAAGCGUGAUGCAGCACACCUGGAUCGAGGGCAAUUCCCCCGUCAAGUGCGACAGGUGUCACAAGAGCAUCAAGUGCUACCAGGGCAUCACCGGCCUGCACUGCGUCUGGUGCCAAGUCACCCUCCACAACAAGUGUGCCUCCCAUGUGAAGCCAGAGUGCGAUGGGGGCCCACUGCGGGACCACAUCUUGUUGCCAUCCUACAUCUGCCCAGUUGUCCUGGACAGGCAGUCCCACUGCCGACGAUCAGAGAGCGACUCCCCUGCCAGCACCACCCCCGAGGACACCCAAGGCUUCAAGUUCAACUCCACCACAGUGGAUGGGCAAGGGCUGCAGAUCAGCCCCCGGCCCGGGACGCACCCACUCCUGGUGCUUGUGAACCCCAAGAGCGGAGGAAGGCAAGGGGAGCGAGUCCUUCGGAAGUUUCACUACCUGCUCAACCCACGCCAAGUGUACAACCUGGACCGCGGCGGGCCCGCGCCAGGGCUGAACUUCUUUCGGGACACUCCAGAUUUCCGUGUGCUGGCCUGCGGAGGGGACGGCACGGUGGGUUGGAUCCUGGACUGCAUAGAUAAGGCGAACCUGGUGAAGCACCCGCCGGUGGCUGUCCUGCCCCUGGGGACGGGCAAUGACCUGGCACGGUGCCUGCGCUGGGGAGGAGGCUAUGAAGGAGGCAACCUGAUGAAGGUCCUGAAAGACAUUGAGCACAGCACGGAGGUGAUGCUGGACCGCUGGCAGAUAGAUGUUAUUCCCAGUGACAGGGAGGCCAACGGAGAUCCUGUCCCAUCCACUAUCAUCAACAACUACUUCUCCAUUGGCGUGGACGCCUCCAUCGCCCACCGCUUCCACAUCAUGCGAGAAAAGCACCCUGAGAAAUUCAACAGCAGGAUGAAGAACAAGCUGUGGUACUUCGAAUUCGGAACAUCAGAGACCUUUGCAGCCACCUGCAAGAAGCUCCACGACUAUGUUGAGGUGGAGUGUGAUGGGACCCUCCUAGACCUGAGCAACAUGUCCCUGGAGGGCAUCGCUGUCCUCAACAUCCCCAGCAUGUACGGAGGCUCCAACCUCUGGGGCGAGACCAAGAAGCAGCGUGGUUACAACCGGCUGGGCAAGAAGGCGCCGGAGAAGGUGCCCGGCACCGUGGUCACCGAUGCCAAGGAGCUGAAGUUCUGCGUGCAGGACCUCAGUGACCACCUCCUGGAGGUGGUGGGGCUGGAGGGUGCGAUGGAGAUGGGGCAGAUCUACACGGGGCUGAAGAGUGCAGGGAAGAGACUGGCCCAGUGUUCCUCUGUCACUAUCAGGACGUCCAAGCUGCUGCCCAUGCAGGUGGAUGGGGAGCCCUGGAUGCAGCCGUCCUGCACUGUCAAAAUUACACAUAAAAGCCAGGUGCCAAUGCUGCUGGGCCCGCCCCAGAAGAGCAGCUUCUUUUUCCUGAGGAGGAGAAGCCGAACUCGAGAUUAAACAGUAUCCAAGGAGCCACAGCCUGGAGGCUCCCGGCAUUCCAGCCACCGCCUGCUGCAGGGGGUCCCCAAAUCCCAAUUCUGCUGCUGGGACAGAAACUCCCCCUCCAAGCCCAGCAGGGAUUAUUUAUCCUGGGAGGAUCUUGGAGGCUCCUUCCCAACCACCUCAAGCAUCUUCUCCAUCUGGGAUGGAAACAGUGGGUGCAGGCAGACUGGCAUACAGGGAGAACAUUUGCUGGAGCAGCACUAGGACUGGGAUUUUUUUUCCCUUUAUUUAAAUACCCCCCAGCCGAGCUGCGAGUGAACAUGCUCCUGAGGCAAUGCCAAGCUCCACUUAUUUAUUUUUCACCCUCCUGAAGGCCAUUGGAUGUCUUGCUGUACUGGCUCUCUGUCCUCCAACCCUUGCAAUGGGAGGAUUAUUUAUUUCCUUAAACUAGAGGAGCCUUCUCAGCCACUCACCUCUCUGCUGUGGGGGUUAAGAGAGAUGCAAAGAGCCAUUGCUGCCAGCCUUGUGAGCCACAAGGCAUGGGACAGGCUGGAGACUGACCGUGCACAGGGACAACUGUGGGGUGGAUGGGAGGAGACUGUUUUGAUGGGGAAAUGGCAAAAAAAGGGAUUCUGGGGGGAGCUGCCAAUCCUGGGAAACCUCUGUGCCCCAGCUCUGGGCUUCAUGUUCAUAUUUAUGUAUUUAUUUAGCAAACUUUGGUGGAACUUUGGGGGGGUCACCUUUUUAUGAGCCCAGGUUGGACACAGAUACCACCUCCCUUCUCUGCUGGCUGUCCACCAUGGCACCUCCUUCCACAUGGACUUUCCUCUCUCCUAAAGCCUGCCAGCCAGCACCAGGGGCUGGGGACCCUGAGGAGAGACAUACAGCAGCUCUUCUCACUUGGAGGUGUCCUUGCUACUUUUCAACACAUCUGCCCAUGUGCUUCAUCAGGCUGGUGCUUUUCCAGUGCAACCAGUGCUGCCUCUGAUGCUCCUGGAUGGCUGCGGGGAGCAGGGGAGAGCAGUUGCACCUCGGUUUCUGUGUGGCCCCAUCUCCCUGAAACCCACUCCAAAUCCAAGGAGUCUCGUGGUUGCUGCUGCCUGCACAGCUGGCAGAGCCCAGCUGGGAUGCACGAGCAGGUUUUGCUGAUGUCACCCGUGGAUGGAAGGAUCAUGUGAUGCAGCUUCUCUCCAGGAUGCACAGGGACCAGAAAACGGAUGAAUGCAUGGAGGCUGUGGGGGUCUGGAUGGGCCCCCAGGACUCAGGAGUUGGCAGGACUGGCCCAUAGAAAGGCCUGCUGGUUGCUUCUGCAGGCACCCACUGCCUCCAGCGGUGGCCCCUGCUCCCAGGCAGCUCCCUUAGGUCUGGUGGAAGCUGCUUUGCUGCUGUGAGCAAGCUAGGAGCAGUAUGUGCCCCACUGAUGUCACCUCUGGCAGGAAAACUGAUGCUUGUCCCUACUAUGCCCCUGCCACAGAGCUGGGACAAGCCACCCUGUCCUCCCCAGAGUCCUAGUGCCCAUCCUGUCCCUCCUGAUGCUGCAGGUCCCCAUUCAAUAGCAUUCCUCUGGCAGUGCAGAGGGCGCUGCCAUUAUUAUGUUUUGGAGUGAACGAUGAGCUGAAAGGGAGGUGUUCAUGACCUGCACACACAGGCACACUUCACCAGCAGUGCAUAAACCCACCCUCCUCCUCCUCACCCGAGGUGGCUGUUAAUGAGUAGCCAGGUGAAAGCAGUUGGAGCAAGGCCAAACAAAACCCAAGUCCCAUGAACCAGCUGCCUCCACUUCCCCAGCCCGUUCCUGAGGGCAGCAGCGCCUCACAGCCCCACACUUGAGGAGGGUGAAAAAAACCACUUCUGCCAUCUCCAGAGCUUUGCCAGCAAGAGGGCAAGUUUGUUCUGUGGGAUGGCAGCACACCAGGUCAACAGGUUUGGUUCUGUUUCCCACCCAGCCUCAACCUGGGGUUUUAUCCCACUGCCUGCAUGGAAUCAGCAGUGCUCCUUGCCCCUGGUCACAGUUUACUGGGCUCGGGGCAAAGAGCAGCACUGGGGUCCCUGCUGUGGUUUGCUGUCGGUGGUGGUGGAGCCAGGGGAAGCAAGCCCAUGUGCCCAUGCCCGCACCCAUGGCUCUGGCAGCACCAUGGGCAGGGAACGCUCCUCUGAGCUUAAAUCCAGGGGGGAGUGCUCAGCCGUGUGUCCUGCAGGGCAUGGAGAGCCCAGGGCCACCAGUGAGACAGCGAUAGGUCAGCACUGGUCUGCCAGGAGUGGUGGCAGAGACGUUACCUUUGAUGGUCAGGGAGAGGGUUCCUGCCACCUGCCCCAGGGGACAUGGCUCCUACCUGCUCCCACCCUGCCAAAGGCAUGGUUCAACAGGCAUGGCAGCUCCCAACCUCCUUAGUCUGAGGAUGCAAAGGUCCUCAGCCCAGGAGGGACCCUUCAGUCCAGCUGUCCCUGGCUCCAGGGAGGAAUAUGCCAUGCAGCUGAGGGACACUCGAGGCUCUGAACCCCUCUAUUCCCCUCAGUGUCUACGAGCUCAGCCCAGUUCCCAAGGGCAUGGGAUAGAACAGAAACUCUAAACAACAGCCCCAGACACCGGUGCCAGUGCUGCACUGGGGGACUCCCAAGAGCUGGGAACUCCAUUGCCACAGGAGCCCCAGCCCCCUCCUUCUGCUGUGUGUGUAGCUGUGGUUGCCUGCAUGGAAUGGCGUCCGUAGCGUAGCGCGUGUUACUGUGUACACCUGGACUGCUGUGGGCUUGCCUCUAAUAAAGGUGGUGAUGAACAUC